Molecule: messenger RNA, 294 nt
Organism: Haemonchus placei
Lineage: Eukaryota; Metazoa; Nematoda; Chromadorea; Rhabditida; Trichostrongylidae
Source: the annotation of a GenBank genome assembly
AUGGGCCAAUUUGACGGUCGUGUGGUCAUCGUCACAGGGUCCUCUAAUGGAAUUGGCCGAGCGACUGCCGUAAAAUUCGCUAAAGAAGGGGCAAUGGUGACAAUUUGUGGACGAGAUGAGAAGACGCUGAAUGAAACGAAAUCGAUGGUACUAGCGGUGAAUGGUAGCGAUGAGAAGAAGGUUUUCAUGGUUCGUGGUGAUAUUUGUCAAGAAGAAGUAAAGAAGGAAAUUGUCGAAGGAACAGUGAAUGCAUUUGGUCGGCUGGACGUUCUGGUAGGGCCCCUUACUUCUUGA